Messenger RNA from Drosophila obscura, 3885 nucleotides. RefSeq lists its product as uncharacterized. The record is from RefSeq and is a predicted model, not a curated record. The coding region runs from base 68 to 3508 and encodes 1146 amino acids. Gene Ontology annotation, cellular component: nucleus. NCBI's taxonomy places the organism in Eukaryota, Metazoa, Arthropoda, Insecta, Diptera, Drosophilidae. The transcript is spliced from 3 exons.
GGCAACCAGGUGAGCCCCAUGCGCAGGCAAAGGCAGAGAGAGAGAGAGUUCAUCUCGCCAGCAAACGAUGCCGUGUGUCUUCCAGCUGCACCCGCCCCUCCAUCAGCAGCAGCAGCAACACCAACAGCACCCGCAUCAGGAGCUGUCCCUGUCCACGCCCGUGCACGCCCUGGAGCCGGACACCAACUUCACGAGCUUCUUUGACGACGACAUCGUGACCUGCGGCUCCACAUCCUCCUCCGCCGUCUGGCUGCCCAUCCAGCUGGGCAACGGCAUCCUACCUAAUGGAGCAGCUAUCAAUGCAGCGAACAAGGCAGCCGCAGAGGUUCCCUUUGUCCAGAUCCACACCACGGACCUGCAGCAGCAGGCGCAGCCCGAGAAGAGCUAUCGCAAUGCCUUCCGCCGCAGGACGGCGGAGAUCAAGUCCGAGGAGCUGAUCAAAUCCGAGCUGGCCGAGGCCGCGGCCAAGGAACGCCUGAAUGCCACGCCCACACCGCCCACGCGCAACUCCAGCUGUGCCAGCGUCGAGGGCAAGGCCAUGGUGCAGGAGGUGCCGAUACUCUUCAGGUGCCCCAACUGCCCGUUCCUCAGCCUCUGCGAGGUGAAGUCCAGCCAGCACGUGAACAACUGCUUCGGAACCAGCGCCGAGCAGCAGAGACAGUGUCCAGGCUGCCCGAACAUCUUCUACAGCAGCGAUGCCCUCAAUGUGCAUCUCAGCAUGGACCACCAACUGGAUGACGAUGAGAUUGCGACCCUGCUGGGCGGCACAGCCACACCGGCCGCUGCGGCCGCCUCCGGCCACAAGCAGCCGCUGCCCAAGAGCCGGAUCUUCAUCAAGAGCGUGGACUGCCUGAGGGAGCCCCAGCAGGAUUUCCUACCACUGCUACAGCAGGACACCGACUCUCCAGUCACAUCCAGCAACAUUCUUGAUCUGCUCGAUGAGGUGGUGCAGACACCUGGUCCGCUGCCGCCCGGUGGGCAAGUGGCAGUGGCGCCGCCGCCCUGCCACAAGCCCAGCAGCCAGAAGAUAUCCAUCAAGAGCGUGGACGUGCUGAGGGAGCCUGCGCUGCUGACCUUUGACUUUCAGCUGCCCAAUGGCUGCCAGGAGAUGCCUCUGCUGGCGGAAAGCAAUCUCGUGGAUGUGCCAGUGCCAGUGCCAGUGUCGGUGAUGGAGGUGGAGCCCAAGCCGCGUCAGCCCAAGAUCUACAUCAGAAACGUGGACAUCCUCAAGGAGCCGAUGCUGCUGCCCUCGUCCCUGCCCGGCAUGGGCUUCAAUGGGAGCGUGGCCACGACGAUAGCGAUGCAGAAUGGAGGAGGAGUUGCCAGCGAUGUCUUCCAGGCGGAUACGUUACUCACGCCAACGGGUCCGCUGCCAGGUUUCGAGCCCAGCCUGGCGCCCCUGGCCAACAUGUGCUCCGAACCCUUUCCCUUCGACUCCGUGCUGAGUGUGGGCGGUGGUGGGGGUGCCUCCACACUGGAGAACACUCGCUUCAGUGCCUUGGACUUGGACUUUGGCGUAGAUUUUGACCAUGGCAUGGCGCCACUGCUCACCGAGGCCACCCCUCCGCCACCGCCACCGCCACAGCCACAGCCUCAGCCGUCAGUGCAGUCCGGCCUCUCGGAACUGGAGCAGCCCGUCCAGCUGCAGCACUACCUGCCGCCGACUCCGAGCACCACCAAGCAGAAGAUCUUCAUCAAGAACGUGGACAUCCUGAAGGCACCGCAGCGCGGCACUCUCCACCUGCGCACCGUCGACGAGCUCAAUUUUAUGACCCGCAACGAGGUGGAGCGCCUUAUAGUUCCCAACCUCGAACCCAUGCCCAAAAUGGAGCCCCUGAUGGACCAGCAGCACCAGCAUCAGCAGCAGCAUACGCACACGCAGCCACAGUCGCAGCCUCAGCCGCUGGAUCCCCUGCAGCUGGAACCGCCCAACUCUCAGACGCUGAGCGAGUUCCAAGCUCCGCUGAGCGGCAGCUGGCCGAGCGAAGACAGCUACGACCUGGCCGGGGAUCUGGAGGGCUGGCCCUGGAUCGAGGAGGCAGUGCAAGAGGUCAUACCAACUGAGACGGCCGCCGCCUCCGAACCACAAGUGGAGGCGCUUCCCCAGUGCUCCUCCUCUGACGAUUUCCCCCAGUUGUAUCCCUCGCCGCCUGAGCCAGUACAGAGCGGAGGAGACGCUGUGCCUCCCCUGGUGCCCGUCAGCGCCACGGAUGAUACUGCAGUCGCUGCCGCUGGCACCGCUGGACCGAUCAGUCUGCCCCUUCCUCCGCUGGUUCCUCUGGCGGCGGAGGCGGGCGAGAAGCCGGGACGCAUCUAUGUGGCCAACAAUCUGCUGCCCGCCGCCGUGGACCCGCUGCCGGGUGGAACUUCGGUGCGCGGGCGUCCCUAUGGCACCAAACUAUCGGCGGCGACCGGCGGAGGAAAGCGGAAAGCUGCGCCGAGCAUCAGCCAGGUGGCCGAGGGAGGCAAGUGCCAGGUGGAGGGCUGCAUGUUCCGCUUUAAGUCGCCGGCGACGCUGGAGUAUCAUGGCCGCUGCCACAACGACGUACUGGGAUCGCCCCAGCCGAUGGUCUGUCCAGAGUGUCGCUCCUCGGACUUCAGCAACUGGAACUGCCUGCACACGCACCUGUGGCGCACGCACCAGAUCGACAUGGAGCUCUACUGCUGCCAGUUGUGCAGCUUCAAGACGCCCAUCUACUCGCGGCUGGUCAACACCCACGCCAAGAUCCACUCCGAGGAGCGCAACUACAAGUGCGAGCAGUGCGGCAAGGGAUUCAAGAACACAAAGCAGCUGAAGAACCACCGACGGCUGCACCGCACCCAGGGACUGGGCAUGGGCAAAGGACCGCUCCAAGAUCAGGCCACAGCCGAUGCUCCUCCCGGCCCGCCCACGGCCAUCCUGCAUCGCUGCGGCGACUGUGGGGCGGCCUUCAAGCAGCGCAAGACCCUGCGCGAGCAUCUCUGCAAGGAGCGUAACGAACAGCCGCAGUGCUCCCUAUGCCAGCGGCUCUUCAGCUCCAAGAGCAGCCUCAAGCUGCACCAGCGCAGCCACCAGGCGAACAAGCGCUUCCAGUGCGACACCUGCGAGUACGAGGCGAGCGACCACAACGCCUUCCGACGACAUCUGGCCACGCAUCGGGAUCGCAAGCGAUAUGCGUGUCCCCAUUGCGACUUUCGGGCGAUACAGAGCACCGCCUUUCGGAUACACCUGCAGAAGCGCCAUCCCGAGCAGGAGCUCUCGUCCAUCAUCUACAAGUGCGAUCUGUGCAGCUUCUCCAGCAUCAAUCAGAGCCUGCUGCUGGUUCACCAGGCCAAGCACGAGCACGAGGCGCCGCCACCCAACCAACAGCCGCCGCUUGCUGUGCCUGUUCCCGAGGCAGCACCAGCGACGGCCUCAACUCCAUCACAGAUCAAGGUGGAGACCAGCCUGCUGCUCGCUCAUUCCAGUACAAAUGUCGCCACGAGGCAGGCGGGCGGUUCCUUGGCAGAUGUCCCACAAUCAUUGUAAUACCCCCUCCCCCUCCCCAACCCCCUGUAUAUGACACAAAGUGCCGUGUAGGUUAUACAAAACUUUUAUACCAAAAUUAUACCACUGUUAGUUAUGGCUAAGAAUCAAUCAGAGAUGAGAUGCCACUCCAAAGGAAGGUUUCUCUUUGGCUUCGGACUGCUUCGAGGAUAGUUAGGCGUUAGUCAGAUUGUGUACAUAUCCACCCUGUGGAAUAUAUGCUUAAGCAUCUGUUGUUGUAUAUAUUGUACUGUAUAUAAGGGUUAAUUGGGAAGUAAAUGUAACUGUAAAGCAAUCCUUUGCUUAUCCUUCAGAUCAGUGCGACUGAAGUACUCGACAAAGACACACAAAAUAUUAUAAAAUUAUAUUGGAAAAUCAAA